AUGGUUUUACUUGAAUUAAUUUAUGCAAAAAGUAGAAGCACAAUUAGGGCGUUUGUACGUUUGACGACGACUACAUUAUCCACGAAUAAAGUUGUUGGUUUGUGGCUACUUGGUUGUACUGGAGUGGUCUAUGAAAGCGGUCUCUCUAUGGUGAAAUGGGAUUUGAUCAAAACUAUGAAGCCACCUUUCAAUCAAAAUGAAUGGGAAAUCGAGUUUGAAAAUUAUAAAAAAUAUCCUGAAUAUAAACAGUGGGGAAGAGCUGUUGGGUUAAUCUUUAUUGUUCCUUGUACUUAUUUUUGGCUUCGAGGAUAUUUUUCUAAUGGAAUAAAGCGGAGAAUGUUAUUUGCCGGGUCGUUAAUUCUCGCGCAGGGUGUUAUUGGUUGGUGGAUGGUUAAAUCAGGUCUUAAACAAACUACGGCUGUAAAGGAUGAUUCUUUUGUGCCAAGAGUAUCUCAAUAUAGACUUGUGGUCCAUUUAAGCCUUGCUUUCAUACUUUAUGGCGUUCUUCUCUGGAAUGGUCUUUCUUGUUUAUUUACUCCAUUCGAUGUGCAUGGAAGUAAAUUGGCUAUAUUCUCAACAAUUCUGCUUGGAGCAUUUGUUGCUGGUUUAGAUGCAGGAUUAGUCUAUAAUUCUUGGCCAAAAUACUCUGGAAAAUGGAUCCCACAUGAACUUAUGUCUAGAGAUAUAUUUGGUAUUGAUCAAUUCUUUUCGAACCCGGUCUCUGUACAAUUUCUUCAUCGAAAUCUGGUUAAAUUUUUACAAUAUUGGUUUUUGAUCUUGUCAUAUUAUUUUCAGGCCUAUUUGACGCUAAUCGUAGUUUCACUUACUUGGUUUAAGGGACGCAAUAUGAAGUUGUCAAAUCGUGCUAAAUUUGCAUUGCACACUCUUUUGGCUGCAUGUUUCACGCAAGCUGCGCUUGGAAUUGGAACUCUAAUCUAUGAGGUGCCAAUUUCAAUUGCGUCAAUUCAUCAGAACGGUGCCCUGGUUCUUUAUAGUGUUAUAAUUUGGUUAUCAAACGAGAUUAGAAGAAUACCGAAAUAA
This is a messenger RNA of Meloidogyne enterolobii, 1041 nucleotides long. The record is from the annotation of a GenBank genome assembly. NCBI's taxonomy places the organism in Eukaryota, Metazoa, Nematoda, Chromadorea, Rhabditida, Meloidogynidae.